Messenger RNA from Cryptotermes secundus, 1470 nucleotides. It is a transcript of the gene Pyroxd1, whose product is annotated as pyridine nucleotide-disulfide oxidoreductase domain-containing protein 1. Lineage: Eukaryota; Metazoa; Arthropoda; Insecta; Blattodea; Kalotermitidae. The record is from RefSeq and is a predicted model, not a curated record. Bases 23 to 1453 code for a protein of 476 amino acids. The transcript has a single exon. Gene Ontology annotation, molecular function: flavin adenine dinucleotide binding; oxidoreductase activity.
AAUUCAAACGCUAGGACCUAAAAUGGAGAGUUAUGCAUUUGUUAUUGUGGGAGGUGGAAUAGCUGGAGUAUCCUGUGCAGAAGGAUUAGCAUUUUUGUGCCCGGAUAAGCAAAUUCUCCUACUUACAGCCUCACCUCUUGUUAAGGCUGUUACUGAUAUUGUUCACUUAAGUAAGACACUCUUUGACUUUGAUGUUAAAGAACUCCGAGCUCAACAGUUUGCUGAUUUACAUCCCACCAUAUCUGUGAUAGAAGAUACAGUGACAUCCAUAAACACUGAAGGGCAUACAGUUUCCACGACUGGUGGAAAGUGCAUAAAGUAUGACAAGAUAUGUAUUUGUACUGGUGGGAGACCUAAGUUAAUAGCAGAAGGAAAUCCAUUUGUUCUUGGCUUACGUGAUACUGAAUCUGUGAAAGAAUUUCAAUCUAGAAUCCAGGAUGCUCGUAGGAUUGUUGUUGUAGGAAAUGGGGGCAUUGCCACAGAGCUUGUGCAUGAGGUUGAAGGAGUAGAGAUAAUUUGGGCUAUAAAGGAUAAGCAUAUAUCAGCCACAUUUGUAGAUCCAGGAGCAGCAGAAUUCUUUCAAGCACAAUUGUUAAAGAGAGGUGACAAAAUGACAAGUCAGACAUCAUCUCCUGUAAAAAGACUGAAAUACACUGUUGAUGGAUCAUCUGACGUGAAGGAUGCACCUACAGGAGCAGCCUUGGGUCCAGAUUGGCAUGCCACUUUCAACAUUCAUGGGAUUCAUGCCGACAUGAGAAAGGUCACAGUGGAAUAUGAAACUGAAGUAAAGGAAAUUAGACCCAGAGCAGAUUCCAGGGAUUCAGGUGGUGAAUCAUGGGCCAUAAAUGUUCAUCUGACCAAUGGCAAAAUAUAUGGCUGUGAUUUUAUAGUGUCAGCAACUGGUGUAGUACCAAACAGCUCUGUAUUUUCAGAAAGUGGCAAACUAAUUCUUGCAGAUGAUGGAGGGAUAAAGGUGAACUGGAAGAUGGAAACAUCUGUACCUGACAUCUUUGCAGCAGGAGAUGUAUGUACUGCAUCAUGGGAACACGCUGCACAUUGGUUUCAGAUGAGGUUGUGGACUCAGGCUCGGCAAAUGGGAAUGUAUGCAGCUAAGAGUAUGGCAGCAUCAUUAGCUGGUGAAGAAGUCCUGCAAGAUUUCUGUUUUGAGUUGUUUUCACAUGUGACACGGUUUUUUGGUUUUAAAGUUGUAUUGUUGGGCAUAUAUAAUGGUCAGACCCUUGAUGGGCAGUAUGAAGUUCUCCUCAGAGUCACUAAGGGUACAGAGUACAUCAAGUUAGUAAUGAAAGAUGGAAAAAUGCAGGGAGCAGUUCUCAUAGGAGAAACAGAUUUAGAGGAAAUGUGUGAAAAUCUGAUCUUAAAUCAACUUGAUCUCAGUAUCUAUGGUGAAGACCUGUUAAACCCAGAUAUUGAUAUUGAGGAUUACUUUGACUGAACAGUGGUUAUAAUUUA